Messenger RNA from Hansenula ciferrii, 1632 nucleotides. It is a transcript of the gene PCM1, whose product is annotated as phosphoacetylglucosamine mutase PCM1. Gene Ontology annotation, molecular function: magnesium ion binding; phosphoacetylglucosamine mutase activity. The coding region runs from base 1 to 1632 and encodes 543 amino acids. Gene Ontology annotation, biological process: carbohydrate metabolic process; UDP-N-acetylglucosamine biosynthetic process. The record is from RefSeq and is a predicted model, not a curated record. Lineage: Eukaryota; Fungi; Ascomycota; Saccharomycetes; Phaffomycetales; Wickerhamomycetaceae. The transcript has a single exon.
AUGGCCACUCAAUUAAAAGACCAAUUAGCCAAGCUAUAUCCAUCCCACCAAAAACCAAAAGAUUUAAAAUUCACCUAUGGUACCGCUGGUUUCCGUACAAAGGCAAAUAUCUUGGAUAGUGUGGUAUUUACUGUUGGUAUCUUAGCAUCUUUAAGAUCAAAAUUCCUUAAAGGUCAAACCAUUGGUGUUAUGAUCACUGCAUCACAUAACCCUCCUGAAGAUAAUGGUAUUAAAGUUGUUGAUCCAAAAGGUGAAAUGCUUGAACAAACUUGGGAAUCUUAUGCAACAAUUUUAGCAAAUGUUGAAAAUCAAGAUGAAUUAUAUAAUGAAAUUAUCAAAAUUUCUUCAGAUUUGAAUAUUGAUCUUGAAAUCGAAUCAAAUGUUAUUAUUGCUAGAGAUUCAAGAGAUUCAGGUCCUGCAUUAACUCAAGCAACAAUUGAUGGUUUAGAAACCUUAGGUACUAAAUAUCAAGAUUUUAAUUUAUUAACAACACCUCAAUUACAUUAUUUAGUUAGAUCUAUAAAUACUUCAAAUUUUGGUAAACCAACUGAAAUUGGUUAUUUUGAAAAAUUAUCUCAAGCUUUCAAAUCAAUUAUUCAUAAUCAUAAUAACUCUACAACUACGGAUUUCCAAAAAAUUAAAAUUACAAUUGAUGCAGCAAAUGGUAUUGGUGGUCCAAAAAUCCAAGAAUUAAUUUCAAAUUAUUUAUCUGAAUAUAUUGAUUUUGAAAUUGUUAAUAACAAUUAUCAAGAUCCUCAAGCUUUAAACGUUGGUUCUGGUGCUGAUUAUGUCAAGACAAAUCAAUCUUUACCAAAUGGUAUUAAUCCUCAUCCAUUAAAUUUAUAUUCUUCAUUUGAUGGUGAUGCUGAUAGAGUAGUUUUUUAUUAUACUGAUUCCCAAAAAAAUUUUAAAUUAUUAGAUGGUGACAAAAUUUCAACUUUAUUAGCUGGGUUUUUCAAAAAUUUAUUAGAAAAAAUUACUGAAUUUAAAGAUUCGACUAAAAUUGGUGUUGUUCAAACUGCUUAUGCAAAUGGUAAUUCAACAAAUUUUUUAACUGAUGUCUUAAAAAUUCCUGUUGUUUGUACACCAACUGGUGUUAAACAUUUACAUCAUGAAGCUGAAAAAUUUGAUAUUGGUGUUUAUUUUGAAGCUAAUGGUCAUGGUACUGUUUUAUUUUCUGAUGAAUUUAUUGAAAAAUUAUCUGAAAAGACUCCAUCAUCACCAAAUGAAAAAAUUGCAAUUGAUACCAUAAUUCAAUUAUCAAAAUUAAUUAAUCAAACUGUUGGUGAUGCUAUAUCAGAUUUAUUAACCGUAUUAAUUGUUUUAUUCAUCAAGAAUUGGAAUCCAUCAAAUUGGGAUGAUGCUUAUACAGAUUAUCCAAAUAAAUUAGCAAAAGUUAUUGUUCCAGAUAGAUAUGUUUUCAAAACAACAGAUGCUGAAAGAAAAUUAACUUCACCAAAUGGAUUACAACAAAAAAUUGAUGAAUUAGUUUUAAAAUUUAAUAAUGGUAGAUCUUUUGUUAGAGCUAGUGGUACUGAAGAUGCUGUUAGAGUUUAUGCUGAAGCUUCUACUAGAAUUGAAGCUGAUCAAUUAUCAAAAGAAGUUUGUGAAUUGGUUAAGAAUUCUGUUUGA